Oncorhynchus nerka (sockeye salmon) is the source of this 6731-nucleotide messenger RNA. RefSeq names its product ArfGAP with SH3 domain, ankyrin repeat and PH domain 1a (gene asap1a). NCBI's taxonomy places the organism in Eukaryota, Metazoa, Chordata, Actinopteri, Salmoniformes, Salmonidae. Gene Ontology annotation, biological process: positive regulation of GTPase activity. The coding region runs from base 458 to 3808 and encodes 1116 amino acids. Gene Ontology annotation, cellular component: cytoplasm. The record is from RefSeq and is a predicted model, not a curated record. Gene Ontology annotation, molecular function: protein binding; GTPase activator activity. The transcript is spliced from 28 exons.
CAGACAGCGCUAAUGACAGACAGCAGAUAGGGCGAGAGAAAAAAAAACAAGGGGAAAAGAUAAGCGGCUGCCAGAGCCUCUACAAUAAUUGCAAUAACUGAAUUGUCUCUCGGUGCCUAAAAGCUUGUUCUUGAAAAACGCAUCACCACAUUUGGCAAUGAGGACAUCUGUCGCCCGUGCAUACCAUUUGUUUUUGGAGGAUUCGGGGACACAACUGAAUCGGGUUUUUACAGCUGAAAGGGUGUAAUUAAAGCUUGGAUAGAGGGAAAGGUUGGAAAUAGUGUGGAGAGGACGUUUUGGGCAGGACAUUUCACCAUAUCCAACGGAUACUUAAAACAAUGAUCUCAUCGUGUGUUAUUAAACAAAGGUUGAUUCCGUAGCCUACAAUUCCUAUUUCAAUCUCUAAUUCGUGGUGUUGGUUUUUUGAUUUUCCACUCAUCUUUUUCCGUGGUAAAGGAUGCCAGACCAGAUCUCGGUAUCCGAGUUCCUCUCGGAGACCACCGAGGACUACAAUUCCCCCACGACUUCCAGUUUCACCACCCGGUUGCAGAGCUGUAAGAACACCGUCAAUGUUCUGGAGGAGGCUUUGGAUCAAGACCGGACUGCUUUACAGAAGGUGAAGAAGUCUGUGAAAGCCAUCUACAACUCUGGUCAAGAUCACGUCCAGAAUGAAGGGAAUUAUGGCCAGGCACUGGACAAGUUUGGUAGCAACUUCAUCAGCAGGGACAACCCCGAUCUAGGAACCGCCUUUGUCAAGUUCUCCAGCCUCGUCAAGGAGCUGUCCGCACUUCUGAAGAACCUGCUCCAGAGCUUGAGCCAUAAUGUGGUCUUCACCCUGGACUCUCUUCUCAAAGGGGACCUCAAAGGAGUUAAGGGGGACAUAAAGAAGCCGUUUGACAAGGCAUGGAAGGACUAUGAGGCUAAAUUCACCAAAAUUGAGAAAGAGAAGAGGGAGCAUGCUAAACAACAUGGGAUGAUUCGGACUGAGAUUACCGGAGCUGAGAUUGCAGAGGAGAUGGAGAAGGAGCGACGUCUCUUCCAGUUACAGAUGUGCGAGUACCUGAUCAAAGUGAAUGAGAUCAAAACUAAGAAGGGAGUUGACCUGCUCCAGAACCUCAUAAGGUACUACCAUGCACAGUGCAACUUUUUUCAGGAUGGAUUGAAAACCGCAGACAAGUUGAAGCAGUAUAUUGAGAAGCUUGCAGCUGACCUGUAUAACAUAAAGCAGACCCAGGAUGAGGAGAAGAAGCAGUUGACGGCUCUAAGAGACCUCAUUAAAUCAUCUCUGCAGCUGGACCAAAAGGAGGACUCUCAGAGCAAGCAGAGUGGAUACAAUAUGCACCAGCUACAGGGGAACAAGGACUUUGGCAGUGAGAAGAAGGGCAAUUUGAUGAAGAAAAGCGAUGGGUUACGGAAGGUGUGGCAAAGGAGGAAAUGUUCUGUGAAGAGCGGCAUUCUCACUAUCGCACAUGCCACAUCUAACCGACAGCCGGUGAGACUGAACCUACUGACCUGCCAGGUCAAACCCAGUGGGGAGGACAAGAAGUGCUUUGACCUCAUCUCCCAUAAUCGCACAUAUCAUUUCCAGGCUGAAGAUGAACAGGAGUUUGUGAUCUGGAUAUCGGUGCUGACCAACAGUAAAGAGGAGGCACUGAACAAGGCGUUCCACGGGGAGCAGAGUACAGGAGGAGAGGACACCCUGGAGGACCUGACCAAAGCCAUCAUAGAAGACGUGCUACAGAUACCUGGCAACGAAAUCUGCUGUGACUGUGGUGCAGCUGAGCCAAAAUGGCUGUCUACUAAUCUUGGCAUCCUGACGUGUAUCGAGUGCUCUGGGAUCCACAGGGAGAUGGGUGUCCACAUCUCCCGCAUCCAGUCCAUGGAGCUAGACAAACUGGGGAGCUCCGAACUCUUGCUGGCUAAGAACAUAGGGAACAGUAGUUUCAAUGGCAUCAUGGAAGGCAAUAUUCCAUGUCCCUCGCCAAAGCCCACCCCAUCAAGUGACAUGACGGUGAGGAAGGAAUACAUCAACGCAAAAUACCUGGACCACAAAUUUGCCCACCAGACUGGCAAAGCCACGGUUCCAGGCAAGUUGUCGGAGGCGGUGCGCUCCCGAGAUCUGCUGUUACUUAUCCAGAUUUAUGCCGAGGGGGCGGAGCUUAUGGAGCCCCUGCCCGAGGCAGGAAAGGAGCCCGGUGAGACUGCCCUCCACUACUCUGUGAGGACUGCUGACCAGACCUCCCUGCAUCUAGUGGACUUCCUGGUGCAAAACAGUGGUAAUCUAGACAGGCAGACGGAGAAUGGAAACACUGCACUACACUACUGCUGUCUGUACAAAAAACAAGAAUGUUUGAAACUGCUACUGCGGGGCAAACCAGCCAUCGACAUCGCCAAUCAAAGUGGAGAGACUGCUCUGGACAUUGCAAGAAGGUUGCGAGAUACCCAGUGCGAGGAACCGCUGAUGGAGGCGGCAGAGGGGAAGUUUAACCCUCACGUCCAUGUGGAGUAUGAGUGGAACCUGCGACUGGAGGAAAUAGACGAGAGUGAUGAUGACCUUGAUGAUAAGCCAAGUCCUGUGAAAAAAGACCGCUCUCCGCAGCCCCAGAGCUUCGGCCACUCCUCCAGUAUGUCCUCCCCUCAGGACAAGCUGACACUCCCGGGGGGUUACACCCCUCACAGGGACAAACAGCGCCUAUCCUACGGGGCCUUUGCCAACCCAGUCUACAACACCUCCACAGACAUGUCUCCCUCACCAGGACCUGACGGGACUACACUACCCAGCAGGACAGCAGGGAAAGCACCCUCUACUGGCCCGCCUACCUCCCUUCCCCUGGGCUCCCAGACUGGAGGCAGCGGGGGCAUCUCCACCCUUAAGAAGAGACCCCCACCCCCUCCCCCCGGGCACAAGCGUACCCUCUCAGACCCCCCCAGCCCAGUCCUGCAAGGCCCCCAGAGCACAGGUGGGACCGGUUGGGGAAGCGUGUCCACUCCCCCGCCUACAAACAGGACCUCACCUGGAAACCAGUUUGAGCAGCAGCAGAGCGCUACCAUUAGUAAUACAAAGUCAACACUUGGUCCAAGGGUUCUACCCAAACUACCUCAAAAAGUGGCACUACGGAAGAUCGACACUAUCCACCUCCCUUCAGUGGACAAGCUCUGCCAACCUCCGGAGGUUCUACAGAGAUCAACCUGCGCCCAACUAGAGUCUUACCAAAAAUCGCCCCAGCCACUGCAGACCCCCGGAGACACCCCUCAGAGGGCCCUGUUGGCAGAAAAAACGCAGCUAAGUGAACUGCCUCCCAAGCCCCAGAUGUCAGAUCUUCCCCCCAAGCCCCAGCUCUCUGACCGACCCCCGAAACGACAACUGUCGAAUCUCCCGCCCAAACCGCAGCUCAAGGACCUCCCGCCCAAGCCUCAACUGAGCGACAUCCCUCCAAAGCCCCCUGUCAUUGAGCGGCUCCCUCCGGGCGAGGCCGUGCAGACUGCGAUGGACAAGCAGUCUUGCAGUCAACAGGGGGAGCUAUCCCCCAGACAGGCCAGUGAGGACACCAAUGGAUCCCCGCCAUGUGCAGUGGAAAUGCCUGUGCCGCUGCCUCGGAAGAUCAACACUGGGAAGAGUAAAACUAGACGGGUGAAGACCAUUUACGACUGCCAGGCAGAUAACGAUGAUGAGCUGACCUUUGCAGAGGGAGAGGUUAUCAUCGUCACAGGAGAAGAGGACCCGGAGUGGUGGAUCGGGCACAUAGAAGGACAUCCCGAGAGGAAAGGGGUUUUCCCCAUGUCCUUUGUGCACAUUCUGUCCGACUGACAGCCGGAGAGACCAUUCCUCUAAUCUAGCCUCACAUCAGACUUUAGGCAGAAGUGAAACAAAUGCGAACAAAGAAUCCAACCCAGCCUCAUUGCAAUGAAGACGUAUUAUAUAUAAACUGUGAUAUCCUGCCUACCAGUAUUACCGUAGCAGCAACCCAGCAUGAAACUGGGUUUGCAGUAGCUUUCCUCAGAAUUUCUCAAUGCUGUAGCUGUAUUUUCAAUGACCUCCUAGGGACAGUGGGUUAACUGGUCUAGGAACAGUGGGUUAACUGGUCUAGGGACAGUGGGUUAACUGGUCUAGGGACAGUGGGUUAACUGGUCUAGGAACAGUGGGUUAACUGGUCUAGGAACAGUGGGUUAACUGGCCUAGGAACAGUGGGUUUAACUGCAGAACAACAGAUAUGUACCUUGUCAGCUCGGGGGUUUGAACUCGCAACCUUCCGGUUACUAGUCCAACGCUCUAACCACUAGGCUACCCUGCGCCCCUGUGUAUAGAUAAACAAAUCUAUGUAUGUCCAUGUAAGUGUGUCUUUGUACAUACAUAUGCACACCUAAGAGUGUAUAUUUCUGUACUUCUAUACAAGUGUGCAUAUGUACAUUGACCCAGCUUGCUCAGAAAGGUAGGGCUAUCUUCUUCUUGUUCCAACGGUCUACCAUUUUAGCUUGACUGUUUUAUGUCAUUAUCAUCUCUUGAACUCUUGAAAGUAGUUCAUGAUCAUGAGAUUUGAUAAGGAGUUUGUUACUCAGAUAAUAUACAGUAUAUUAGCCCUUAUGGCACAUAUCCUCUCUCUCUACUGGCCUGUUUAUUUGGCAAUGCAACAAAGUGAGUUUUGAGAUAGCUGAAAGACUGAAAGGUUGGAGGAAGUAUUUAUUCAUGACAAAUAUAAAAUGUGUUUGUUUUAUUUUUGCUUAUAAUGGGAUCCAUUUGAAGAGACUUUUCUGUCACGGUAAAUUAUACAAUGCUGAUUUGAGCGAUAAAGCGAUUAAGAGCCUAGGAAGUCAAACCAUUUGUUGUAGUGCUGGCGGCUGCCACAGUUACUGCAUCAAUCCCCCAGUUGUUAGUAGUUCUCCUUCACCUUAAUUGUGAUAUUAUAUGAUUACAUGUAUAGUGCGAGAAAUAUGCACUUAACGAAUCUUGAGAUUGUUGUGAAACGUGAAUUUUCAUGGAAAUCUCCCCUGCUUGACCAGAGUAUCAAUCCAUGAAGUGAAAAUGGUAUUACACAUACACACACUCACACUAAUGCACACACAUUGUUUCACAAGAUCAAAUAUGAAAAUUGUAAUCAAACCAAGCAUUGUGUGUGAUACAAAUUAUAGCUUGAGGAUAGAUGCUUCGUUUCAUACCGGGCUUCCAUCAGUAUUGGUCUGCAAGUUUCAACGGAGAAGGAUGAAGUUGCCCAACUAAUGGUUAAAGGGGGACUGAACUUCCUCAUUUAGCCACAUUUUUCAUAUUGCCCAUUAAGAAAUGCAGCAGCCAUGACUGAAGCCAAAUGAGAGUUGUCUUGUACAUUCACUCCACCAAAACAGUACACAAUUAGUCACUCACCCUUAUAGAUAACUUGAAACAGUCAAACCAGGUCAUUUUCAUGUUGCACACCUUUUAGUUCUUAUUAAAUGCUUUCAAUUUUUGUAUAUGAAUUUCUAUCAUUUAUAGUUGGAGGUUUUUAAGUCAUAAUCAUUUGGAGAUAUUGUCGUUUUAAAUUUGAGGCUGACAAACUCCCCAGUCCCUGCUGAUGACAAGCACACCCAUAACAUGAAAAUACAGACAGUUUCACUUUGCAUUGGAUUUGACCCAAUACUUUCGUUUUUAAUUUAUGCCAGAAAGUACAAAUCUUUGCCGAGUUGUCUUGCCGUAUUACUUAACGGUCUUGUUGGAAACAGAAUGGAUGAUUUGUAGUGGAUUUUUGAAUACAGGCCGAAGCAUGAGGUCAUGUUGUUAAGCUUCAGGAUUAUUAUAGAUUUUUUUUUAACUCUUAUUCAAUUUUACGGUGGAAUAUGAUUCAUUUUUAUGUUUGUUUAGAUUUGUCAUGGAGGAAUUUGCUGUGACUGACGGAGGUGUGAAAAUGACUCUGAAUGAGAUGCCAUUUUUAGUUACAAGGUUUUGCCUUAGUUUAAAAUAAAGCUGUUGUCGUAUUAACAGGAAAGGAAAGAUGAACUAUUAAUGCUUCUUGUAUUAUAUUUGAUGUUGAUGGUCAGUGACAUUUCUUAUGACUAUAGUUAGUGAUUGCUAAAUGGAGACACCUUUUAUUGUGUAUUGAGUGUAAAUGUAUGUUUGUUUCUGUUUGGGGUAGAAAAAAAAACUGUGUCAUUGACAGCUACACCACUAUCCUUGUGUUUGGCAUUGACUGUUUACCAGUAGCUCAUUCAGCUAGGUUAUUCCUUGUGGGGGAAAAUUUGUUAGCACGUCUUGUUAUUGUUCCUAAUAUGUGUGAUGAGAAUUGAAGCUUUCAUCACAGCCCCUUUAGACCAGGCUUUUUGUUACAUUUCUCAACAAAGUUUGUGUGAUUUCAGCACAGGCAAAACCAGUGGGGCCCCACUGAUGGAGGAGUGAUUAAGCCAUGGCAAUCAAUUGGCUGAUUCCCAAAUCCUCUAGAUUUUUACAUUUACUUGAAUAUUUAUUUAAUCUAGAAUUAUACCAGAAGCUGGACAUGGGUAAUAAUUAAUUAAACAUAUUCUAAUGCAUCAAAUUCAAGUCAAAUUCCGCGCCUGUGUUAUUCCUCACUCAAGUUGGAUGUAUAUUGGACUGGCACUGCCAAACCGUGCUUUUUAGAAGGCUAGUUUGAUAUUUGUUUUAUUGUGAAAUAACUGGAUGCAGAGCUACCCAUGUUCCGCAUGUGUGUUGGCUUCAUUGUUUGAUAUUGUGUGUUGAGGACAGAACCAUGACUCCAUUAUUCAUCGAAUAAUAAAGAUUUUAUGUUGAA